AAGACCCGAGCUCGGGGAGUGAGCGCCUGUCUCUUUAAAUGCCACGGGCUGCACUCCCGCCCGGGAGCCGGGAGCCGGAUCUACAAUCCCGUCCCUCCCGCUCCAGUGCUUGUUGCUCGCCCGGCCGGAGCGGGAGCUGUUGCUGCCCGGCUGCGAGGCUGCGGUCUUCUCCUCCUCGCGCCCCACCUCCCCUGAGAGCUGGCUGAGGAGGUGCAGCAGCCCCAGCUGGCGGGAGGAGGCGCGGUGUGAACAAGGAUUGCCCCCCGCCUUCAAGUAUCGGGGCGCUACGCAGCCGCUGGGGAAAGACAUGCCCCCAGUCUACCCGCUGCGCUGCCCUCUGCCCAGCCUCGCUGCCGCCCGCGCCGGGAGAGGAGGGACUGCGGAGCCUACACCUUCAAACUCGCCCUAGAAGUCCCGGGGCGCGGCAGGGAGCCCUUCCCCAGGCCCCACGGCCUCCACCUCUCCGCGGGUGGCUUCAGCCCCUGUCCGGGGACCUGUGCAAAUGACCCUAGAGGUGGUUUCGCUUUCUCCCCUCGCGGCGGUGUGAACGUGUGUCCGCAGCGUGAUGGGCAACCAGGUGGAGAAACUGACCCACCUAAGUUACAAGGAAGUUCCCACGGCCGACCCGACUGGCGUGGACCGGGACGACGGGCCCCGCAUUGGGGUCUCCUACAUUUUCUCCAAUGAUGAUGAGGACAUGGAGCCGCAGCCGCCGUCUCAGGGGCCAGAUGGCGGCGGCUUGCCCGACGGUGGGGACGGGCCACCGCCGCCCCAGCCGCAGCCCUACGAUCCGCGGCUGCACGAGGUGGAAUGCUCCGUGUUCUACCGGGACGAAUGCAUCUACCAAAAGAGCUUCGCUCCGGGCUCGGCGGUGCUGAGUACCUACACACCCGAGAACCUGCUCAACAAGUGCAAGCCGGGCGACCUGGUGGAGUUCGUGUCGCAGGCUCAAUACCCGCACUGGGCUGUAUAUGUGGGUAAUUUCCAGGUGGUGCACCUGCACCGGCUGGAGGUGAUUAACAGCUUCCUGACUGACGCCAGCCAGGGCCGUCGCGGCCGCGUGGUCAACGAUCUGUACCGCUACAAGCCGCUAAGCCCUAGCGCUGUAGUGCGCAACGCGCUGGCGCACGUGGGCGCCAAGGAGCGCGAGCUGAGCUGGCGCAACUCAGAGAGUUUCGCCGCCUGGUGCCGCUACGGCAAGCGCGAGUUCAAGAUCGGCGGCGAACUGCGCAUAGGCAAGCAGCCCUACCGGCUGCAGAUUCAGCUGUCGGCGCAGCGCAGCCACACGCUGGAGUUCCAGAGUCUAGAGGACCUGAUCAUGGAGAAGCGACGCAACGACCAGAUCGGGCGCGCGGCCGUGCUUCAGGAGCUCGCCAUGCACCUGCACCCAGCGGAGCCGGAGGAGGGCGACAGCAACGUGGCGCGGACUACGCCGCCUCCCGGGCGCCCCCCUGCGCCCAGCUCCGAGGAGGAGGACGGAGAGGUGGUGGCACACUGAUGGGCGAGCUGAGCGCAGAGCUGCGAAGGGGAACUGUUUGCAGUAGCAGCCGCUGCCCCCUUUCUCCCUCUCUUCCUCCCUCUUUUGCCACCGUCUGGGCCCCAUCUGGGAUUCCUGGGCCCUUUGGAAAAGAGUUGGUGAAAUGCGCAGCCGGCUGUGGACGGGGGAGGAGGAAGGGGACAGAGGGAGCAGGUAGGAAACACUUUAGUUGGGGGUGGGGGCGUCUCUCUCUGGCCCCCUAAGUGUGUCUUCCUCUCCGCGGUGAGGCAGACUGUGGACUUGCCUGGCUCUUAAACCUUGGUAGAUCUGGGUUUAUAAUCGGCCAUUCUUAAGCACGUGGGGUUGGGGAAAAGUUCGGAGUACCCAUUACUGCCAUUGCUUCCUAUCCUGGGCUUGGAAGAAUCCUGGUACAAAGGCCAGAGUGGGUUUGUGGAGUCGCCACCGCGGGACUAGCACGAAAGCUGCUUAUCUGCUUUGGCGGAGCUGAGCUGUAUAUGGGAUCCAGGGUGGCUGGGGUGAUUUAUUUUAUGGGAUUCCUGGAGCGCAGGGCUGGUGAAUCCAUGACAGGGCCUGGGAGCAGCAGACCAAAACCACAACAGUCUCCUAUUAAGUGUAACAAAUAGUUAAGCAAACUCGGGCUACAAUUUGCUACCUCCCUCCUCCACAACCCCCAAGUAAUUAGUCUUCUGGAGCUGGCUCUUAGCUGAGGCUCCUGCUACCUCCUGCUCCACCCGCCCCUUCCUAGGUUACAAGUAAAUCAUUGUCAAGGGCCAGCAAGGAGAAGAUUUCAAUUAAGGUUCUGUUCUGCUGCCUUUGUUUCUCCCCUGCUGUUGUAGGCACUUACAGCUGCGUUGUUAUGAAAGGAGGGAAUAGCCCUUUGUGUCUUUGAUCUAAUUAAACCUGCUCGGCUGUGUUCAUCCGCAGGGCAGGCCACAAAUAGGGUUGGCUGUGCCACUCCAUAAAGUAUCUAUUGUGGAAGCAGCCAAAAAGGACUGCCCUGGCAGGAAUUGGUUAAUCUCUCCUUCCACUCCCUUUCCUGAAUAGUGAAGGGAGCCCUUUUAAAACAGGGCUUUGGUGGUAAUCCUGUGAUUUUUUUUUUUUUCUUCCCCCAUCCCUUCACUGGCCCAUCCCUCUCACCCUCACUUUUGUUCUGGUAGUGGGUAAAAAAUCUUAGGCUGAACACGUAUUUCAAUGGUAAGAUACUUCUUUUGCUAUCCACAGUUGAUGCAAUUUAAUUCAAGGUGCAAAGUCUUGUACUGCAGCAGUCUCCUUGUUGCUUGGAGAACACCUCCUUCGGAGGCCUUCGUUAAGAGGGGCGACGUUCAUCAUAGAUGCCACCUGGUUAGUCAGCACUGAAUCUGACUUUGGUGACAGUCCUAAAGCGCCGUUGGUGAUUGUGAGAUCUGUUAGCGGCAGGCUGAGCAGAUACUACUUGGUUUUGCUUAGUAUGAGAUACUAUUUGCUUAGUAUGAGAUUUUUUUCCAGCCUGUCUCAAACUCCUGUGAGAUCUUCAAUGAUAUGUGCCCUGAGUUGCAGCAUAGCUUCUCUGCUGCCUGUUGCCAUUGCUGCCUCAAAAGUUGAGUGAAUUUUGAGGUGUCUUUUCUUUUUUCCUCUUUUGGGAGUCAUUAUAAACUACUCUGUACAAGUCAUUUUGUGAUAUGAUUCUUAACAGUUGGAAUAGAAUCAUAGUUGAGUGGUCCACAGCCAUGGCUAUCCUCAGGCCUGUUGCCUGGAGAUCUCUAAGUUAAGGCAACAAGACUUAAAGGAUUUUCUAGUAUACGUGUUUCACACAUGGAUGUUGAGGCCAUAGUCUUUAAUAGCUUGGAUCUUUGUAGCACCUCAACAUGAAAGGGCAUUAGCUGUAUUUCCUGUUUUUAGAGUGAUCACCAAACAGAUCUUGCCACUUUGAUUGUUAAAAAUGAACCACAUUCUAGCCCUGGUCUGGGACUUUGGAGGGAGAUGAAUUUCUUGUUGGAAAUGUAAAUCUAGUGUCCAUAUUUAAUACUCUUACAGCUUUGUGUUCUCUUUGCUCAUGGAAUAGAACAAGAUAAACAUGGGUUAAGACGUUUAGGAGAACCUGCUAUAUCUAACAGAUUUGGAUUUUCUUUCAUGCUUAACACAGUAGUGAAAAUAGAAGGUAAGCCGGGCGCAGUGGCUCAUGCCUGUAAUCCCAGCACUUUGGGAGGCGAGGUGGGUGGAUCACCUGAAGUCAGGAGUUGGGAGACCAGCCUGGCCAACAUGGUGACACCCUGUCUCUUCCACAAAUACAGAAAAUUAGCUGGGCGUGGUGAGCAGGCACCUGUAAUCCCUGCUACUUGGGAGCCUGAGGCAGAAUUGCUUGAAUCUGGGAGGCAGAGGUUGCAGUCAGCCGAGAUGGCACCACUGCACUCCAGCCUGGGCAACAGAGCGAGUAGUAAUGACCACUGUGUAGACAACUGGGAGGGAAGAAUAGAAUGGCACUGUCCAGCUCUGGGCUAGCCAGAUCAUUUUUCAACUCCCCCACCUGUCUCCUUCCUCUGUCCCAGAAUGGCAAGGGAUGUAUGUCGGUCACACUGAAGUAUAGCAGUGACUGUUGUAAGCAAACUGCUCUAAGAGAUCUCAACUUGAAGGAAGAGCUCCUACAAAAUCCACAUCAGUAGUAGCAUAUUGGAAACCUCUAGAGAAGAGGUUUUCAAUAAAAGGGCUUGGAAAUGAACUAGAAUAGGCAAUAGAUCUCUUCAGAUGCUGCUUUCCCAUGUAAUGCAAGCGUUUCUACAGGGUACCAGAGGUGUGAAAUAUGUGACACUUAAGAACAGUGAUUUUUAUUGGGAAUUUUCUUAGGGUUAUAACCCUUAAAGCAACAACCAAGUAGUAACAGCUACGGGAAAGGGGAAUGAAUCAACUCUUGGUUCUUUCCUCAAGAUGGCAGUGUUGUGGAUAAGUGCAUUUUUAAUGCCCUGGCAAUGGCUACAUUUGACACUUUAGAAAAAAUAAACAUUUAAUAAUUUUUGUUUCUCCUUAGGAAUAAGACUUUAGAACUGUUUUGUACUGUGAAUUACGGAUGCUCUUUGAAGGAAAGAAAUAUCGAUUCUAAUGUUCUUCAGAAGCUGGCAGGGAUAAGCAGGACAUCGACUGGAACGUAUGCUAAAUGAAAGCAGACAAAUUUCUAUUUUCUUACCUGAGCAAAUAUUUUAUUGAAACGCUUCUGUAUGUCAAAGGAGUCCACAACUUCAGCUACACAACUUUUUGUAUUGAAAGAACUCAUACUUUUUGUAGCUUUUAUUUCACAUUUAAUUUAAAAUGACUUUUAGCACUAAAAUGUCUAGAAGAUUUUACUCCAGACCUAUAAGGAAAUGUUUAGUUUUUAUGAAAAAUGACAAGUCAGUGGUUAAACUUCUCAUGUCUUUGGUGCUUUGGCCCUAAUAGCACUGGACAACACCACGACCACAUGGAAACAUAUUUUUGGAAGCAAAACUUUAAUUUUGUAUAACGUAUGCUAUGGAGAGCUAAGAAAAUUUAAGGACUACUUGUUUUCUAUUUUUGUUUUCUUAAUAAAAUGGAAUCCACUGUGUUGAAGACUCUUAAUAUCAUGUGCUUGUCUAACCAUUUUUUGUUUAUUUUUUGUUUUAUAAAUUAGAAUAAAAUCUAGUUGUAAUUAUGGUCAUCAGAUGAAUUUGUUUGGAAAGCUACAUCUUAUUUGUGAAAUGUUUUUUAAAUCAGAGUAACUAUAAACUGAUUCAGCUUUUCGUUAAGCUUUGUUCUUGGCUGUUAAUACUUGUGACUCAUGAAGAAUUAUGUUGACAAACAGGAUAAAUUCCACAUGUAUUUUAUUUCCCAGUGAGUCAUAUAAACUUUAUUUUUGUUGAAGGUUGUAUGUUAAAUCAAUGUUACAUUCUUAUAUCACUUCUUGAGAAGGAAGUUCCGAUUUGAAAUUGUAUCAUUUCCUUCAAAAUGAAGGGCAGUGCUUAAAUAAAAGAUUGAUAAUAUCUUUUAAGCCA
Molecule: messenger RNA, 5475 nt
Organism: Piliocolobus tephrosceles (Ugandan red Colobus)
Lineage: Eukaryota; Metazoa; Chordata; Mammalia; Primates; Cercopithecidae
Gene: LRATD2
Product: LRAT domain containing 2
Exons: 2
Coding region: 566-1498 (310 amino acids)
Source: RefSeq, a predicted model, not a curated record